AUGAAAGUGACCGCUUCUGGCAUGGUUCUGAGACGACAGAUGCCUCCAGAACCAUCUUCUUCAUCAGAAUCUGAAGAGGAAGAAAAGUCACUUUCUCCUUCACCAAUAAAAGCAAAGAAAAAACGUAGAGUAACUCACAAGAAGCCUGCUGUUCGUAGACGUAAACGUGCUCUUAAAGACGAGAACUUCACUUUCACUUCUUCUGGACGCCUCAUUUGCCCUCCGGGCAUACGCCCAAAAUUCCAUCUAUAG
This is a messenger RNA of Strongylus vulgaris, 252 nucleotides long. NCBI's taxonomy places the organism in Eukaryota, Metazoa, Nematoda, Chromadorea, Rhabditida, Strongylidae. The record is from the annotation of a GenBank genome assembly.